Molecule: messenger RNA, 3752 nt
Organism: Oryzias latipes (Japanese medaka)
Lineage: Eukaryota; Metazoa; Chordata; Actinopteri; Beloniformes; Adrianichthyidae
Gene: itga6a
Product: integrin, alpha 6a
Biological process (GO): integrin-mediated signaling pathway; cell-cell adhesion; leukocyte migration
Cellular component (GO): external side of plasma membrane; integrin complex
Molecular function (GO): integrin binding
Source: RefSeq, a predicted model, not a curated record
GUGCGCUCCGGGCCCGCAGUACUGAAACGCGCUGCCAUGCUGCUGCAGGCUCAGGCGGCGCUGCUGCUCCUGCAUGUCCUGGAACCGGUGCUCGCCUUCAACCUGGACCCCCAAAAUACCCUCAGGAAGGACGGGGACCCCGGGACCCUGUUCGGCCUUUCUCUCACCUUCCACCAACAACUCAGACCGGAUCAUAAAGUCUUACUGCUGAUUGGUGCCCCAAAAGCCAAAGCUUUGGGAAGCCAAAAAUCCAAGGUCACAGGAGGGCUUUACAAGUGUGAAAUCAGCAUGUCCAAUACCUGUGAACGUGUUGAAUUUGAUAAUGAGGAGGACCCGAAAAGAGAGAGCAAAGAAGAUCAGUGGAUGGGUGUGACUGUACAGAGUCAGGGGCCGGGGGGAAAGAUUGUGACGUGCGCUCAUCGCUAUGAGAGGCGGACCACAGUCGGCCAUACCAACGAGCUUCACUCCAUCAUUGGCCGCUGUUACGUCUUGAGUCAAGAUUUGACCGUCGACCCAAAUGCAGAUGAGGAUGGUGGAAACUGGAACUUCUGUGACGGCAGAGACAGAAGCCAUGAAAAGUUUGGAUACUGCCAGCAGGGCAUGGCGGCUGCCUUCGUCAGUCAUUAUUUGGUUUUUGGAGCCCCUGGAACUUUCAACUGGAGAGGAGUUGUACGCAUGGAGCACAGGAACAACACUUUAAUAGAUAUGGAGAUCUAUGAUGAUGGCCCGUAUGAAGUUGGGGAUGCAAGUCUUUUGGAUGCAACACUUGUGCCAGUUCCUGCUAACAGCUUCCUUGGAUUUUCUGUGGAUUCAGGACGUCACAUUUUACCAGGCGGUGUGGUGACGGUGGUGGCUGGAGCACCCAGAGCCAACCACAGUGGAGCUGUGGUUCUGUUGAGAAAAGAAGACAAAGGGAGUUUAGUGGGAGUCCACACUUUCAAAGGGCCCAGACUGGCCUCCUCCUUUGGAUAUGACGUUGCUGUAGUUGACCUCAACAAUGAUGGAUGGGAAGACAUAGUUGUGGGAGCUCCCCAUUUUUUCAUGAAGGAUGGCGACAUCGGGGGAGCUGUUUAUGUCUAUAUGAACAAAGAAGGGAGGUGGGAAAGAGUUACUCCGCUCCGCCUAAACGGGACCAAACAGUCAAUGUUUGGGCUGGCGGUGGAGAACAUUGGGGAUAUCAAUCUGGACUCAUAUAAAGAUAUUGCUGUUGGUGCUCCACUGGAUGAUGAGGGUGCCGGAAAGGUCUAUAUUUAUCUUGGCUCUGCACAUCAGAUCAAAACCACCCCUGCUCAGGUCCUAACUGGAAGAGCAAACAACAUUCGGUUUUUUGGAUACUCUCUGGCAGGCAAAAUGGACAUAGAUGAAAACUUUUAUCCAGACCUCGCUGUGGGUUCUCUGGCAGAUGCUGUUGUAAUUUACAGGGCAAGGCCAGUCAUUGCCAUUAAUAUAGAUGUUAAGACAUCUGUGCGUGAAAUCGACCUUAAAAAUAAAACGUGUGGCAACAACAUUUGCUUCGUUGUGAAUGCAUCCUUCUCUUAUAAGACAAAACCUGCAACCUAUAACUCAUUUCUAUCUCUUAAUUAUUCGAUUAAGGCGGAUGAACUCCAAAGAAAACUAGGACUGACCCCCAGAGUCUUCCUGAGCAACGAAUCAGGCUUUCAGAGUGAUGGAAGAGUGGAGCUCCAGAGUCAAAACGAAAUAAGAUAUGUUGAAUUAAAAGCCAUAGUUAAGGACAACAUAAAAGACAAAGUGCGCCCAAUUUUUAUUGAGGUGUCUGCAGACAUUAUUCCUACAAUGGAGAAAACCACAAAGAAUGGCCUUCCUUCACUUGCACCAAUCUUGGACCCCUUUAAGCCAAACACGAGUGUCAUUCAGAUUGUUUUUGUCAAGGAGGGAUGUCAGGAUAGCUACAUUUGCUACAGCAACCUGAAAAUGAAUUGCAGUUUGCACUACAAACAAAGCAAUGAGUUCGUCCCCCUUAGCAAAAACAAGAACAAUGUGGCAGAGUUUGUUCUGAAUUAUGAGAGGAAAGACUUGGCUCUGCUUGUGAAUGUGACAAACAGUGGUGGGGAUUACGCUUAUGAGACGAAGCUUGCGGGGAGUUUCCCACGUGGCCUGGAGUACUCUGGAGUUAGAAUGGUCAAAGCUGCGACGGAUAAUCCGGUCGUCUGCAGUGUUGGUCAGAACAGCUCUCAAGUGGAUUGUGAGCUGGGGAAUCCACUUAAGAGAGACUCAGUGAUUACGUUUUACAUCAUACUGAGCACCAACAACAUUUCCGUUGACACCACUGAGUUUGAGAUCGAUCUUCAGCUCAAAACGACAAGUAACCAGAAAAUUCCACCUUUGAAAGUCAAGAGCACCCUGGUUUUUGAAUUGCCUCUGUCUGUCAGUGGUGAAGCCAGCCCCACCCAGGUCUCUUUUGGAGGUGUUGUGACAGGUGAAAGCGCAAUGAAGACUGAGGAAGAUGUAGGAAGUCUCAUUAACAUCACUGUUAGGAUCCACUACCUGACAAACCUGCUGUGGAAGUCCUCUGUUCGGGCUGUUCUGCACAUAAAGUGGCCGAAAUUAAACAAGCAGGGGAAAUAUCUAUUGUACCUGAUGAACGUCUCCACUAAGGGACAGAAUGAAGUCCGCUGCUCCCCAGAGACUGAGAUCAACAGCCUCAAACUCACCCAUGUGAAGUCCUCCGUGUCUGAACCAAAUCAGAAAAUCACAAAAGAAGAGAAAAAAACCAGUGGAAGAAUAUCGUCUUUCUUUGGAAGAAAAAACAAUGUUUUGUCUAUGGAGAGUGGAAUCCACUGGGGACAUCUACAGUGCACUCUGCUGGGUAUUGAUGGUACAACAAUUGAGCUGAGAACUCGUCUGUGGAACUCAACGUUUUUAGAGGAGUAUGCUUCCGUAAAAACCUCCCGUUUGUUGGUGAAGGCCUCUCUUGAGCUUCAGACAGAUGUCAAAAAUGUGAUCCUGAAAUCUCCUAACAUAGAUGUAACGGUGGCCGUGUCUCCAGAGAGCGACGUGGCGCAGUAUGUCGUCCAGUGGUGGGUCAUACUGUUGGCUGUUCUCGCAGGAAUCUUGAUCUUGGCCUUGAUGGUAUUUAUGCUUUGGAAGUGCGGAUUCUUCAAGCGCUCCCAGAAGGACGACAGCGUUCCUCAGUACCACGCGGUGCGGAUAAGGAAGGAGAGUGUCGAGCGUGAAGAUGCAAAACUCAAACCUGAUGUUACUGAAAAGAAGCAGUGGAUGACAUCAUGGAUGGACAGUGAAAGUUACUCUUGAAAGCUGAGAUCAUUUGUUCGAUAAAUAAUCAAUCAUUCUGCUGACAUCAUUUUUAAUGUGUAAAUCCAGGAUUUACUGGUUUCAGUACCUUGAAUUUUGACACUGUACAGAUAUAUUUUUCUAUGUGCUGUUUGUUUUUUAUGGUUUCUGCACAUUUUGUAUUUAUUUUUGUAUAAAAAAAAACAUGGUGCCAAAGGUUCGUAAUAACAGGUUUACAGCUGAGAUGCUAUUGUUGUCAAAUCUAUGCAAAGGUACAAGUCCAUCACUGUGGAAUGAUGUCAUUUUACUCAUCGCCUGUGUUCCCGUCAAGUUGAAAUCUCUCACUGCUGUGAUGUUCAGGUAGCAUCCACUGUACUUUAGAUCAUCACUGAAUCGGAUUGUUUUUAUUUUUAUUCAAUCCAAAGGGAAUGUGCUAAAAAGACUGUUUUUAUGGGUGUAACUGCUUCUUUUUGUCAUAUAUAAAACAAUUUAAAGAAUUA